This is a messenger RNA of Cladocopium goreaui, 630 nucleotides long. NCBI's taxonomy places the organism in Eukaryota, Dinophyceae, Suessiales, Symbiodiniaceae. The record is from the annotation of a GenBank genome assembly.
AUGGAGCUUGAGACCUUGAAUCCAACUUCUGAGCCACUGUCCAGUGAUCAACUGCGUGGAGACUGGGAGCUGCUGUGGACGACCAGCCCUGCAAUUUUGGGCCUUGGACGACCAGGCUUCUUUCAGCCUUUGCAGGAUCAGCCAAUCCUGCAGUUUCUAGAUCCUCAGGAAGGUGUAGCUCGGAAUCUGGAGUUCACAGCUUUAGGGCGAAACACGGUCGAUGCGAGCAUCGCUCCACUCGGCCCAGAUCAGCGAGAGGCAUUUGUGAGUCGCCUGGACGACUUUUUGCUCUUCAAGCAGGGGGCAGAAGAGAAUCCUGGGGGCAGCUACCUUCCUCAGGUCGAUGGGCUUGAGAAGACUACCGUUGGAGUGCGCUUCAAAGUCUUCACGUUGUUUGGACUUUUACCAAUUCCGGCGCCUGCUAGUGCAACCGGCAUUUUGCAGGUGACAUAUUUGGACAACGACCUUCGACUCAGCAGAGGCGAUCGUGGCAAUCUCUUUGUCUUGAAGAAGGGACAUAUCAAUGUUGUGAGCCUUUUGCUGGAGAACAAGGCAGACGUGAAUCAUUCCUUUGACGAGGUACGUCACCGCCACACAUCGAAAUACUCCGAAACUCGUUGGGUUCGUUGA